AUGGCCCCACGCCCAGAUAAUAUCGACGUCCUCGUCGUCGGGAGCGGCAACGCAGGCUUCUGCUCCGCCAUCUCGGCCUCCGAAUCCGGCGCCCGUCGCGUCCUCCUCAUCGACUCCUGUCCUGAAGAAUGGGCCGGAGGAAACUCCUACUUCACAGCCGGCGCCUUCAGGACCGUGCACCACGGACUCCCAGACGUCCUCCCGAUCGUGAACAAUGUAGACGACGCCAAAGCGUCCCGGAUCGACAUGGAACCGUACACGGACGCCCACUUCUCAGACGAUAUUGAGCGGAUCUGCGUUGGCCGGUCGGAUCCGGAUCUCUCGCGCUCUCUGGUUCAGGGUAGCAAUGAUGCGGUCAAGUGGUUAGCGGGGCAUGGGGUGCGGUUUCAGUUGAGUUUUAAUCGGCAGGCGUAUGAGAUUGAUGGGCGGUUCAAGUUCUGGGGUGGGCUGUGUCUUAAGACGCAGGAUGGGGGGAAAGGUCUGAUUGAGGAUGAGCGACGGGUAGCAGAGAGGUUGGGUAUUGAAGUACUGUUCUCGACGGCUGCGAAGCGGCUGGUUCUCGAUCCUAGGACUAGGGCAGUCAGCUCGGUUAUUGUCGAGGAUGCAACGGGGGAGACGGAGAUUCGCGUGGGGGCCGUGGUGUUGGCAGCUGGUGGGUUUGAAGCGAACCCACGGAUGAGGGCGCAGUUCUUGGGGCCUGGAUGGGACUUUGCGAAAGUGCGUGGGACGCCGUACAAUAUCGGGUCUUGUUUGGAGAUGGCCAUGCGGGAUGCAGGCGCAAAACAGGCGGGGAAUUGGUCGGGAUGUCACUCUGUUGCUUGGGAUGCGAAUGCGCCUGCGAAUUCAGGGGAUCGAGUAAUUUCGAAUGAAUUUACAAAGUCUGGGUAUCCGCUUGGGUUGAUGCUUAAUACCGAGGGGAGGAGGUUUGUGGAUGAGGGUGUGGAUAUGCGCAACUAUACAUAUGCGAUCUUUGGGAAGGCGAUCCUCGGACAGCCUGGCCAUGCGGCGUUUCAGGUCUGGGAUGCUACAAUGGCGCCCUGGCUACGGAGUGAAGAGUAUCGUGACGAAGUUGUGGAGAGGAUAACAGCUGCGACGUUGGAGGAGCUCGCUGAGAAAUGUGCCAAACGGGGGCUCAGGAAUCCGAGUCAGUUUCUGGCUACAAUCAAGGAGUAUAACGAAGCUGUUGCAGCUUUCCAGCAAGAGAACCCCGGCCAUAAGUGGGAUCCUGCCGUCAAGGAUAGGCUUUCCACGCAGUCGACUCGGAAACAGCUGGCUCUGCCAAAGUCGAACUGGGCUACGCCGCUUACGCGUGGACCAUAUGUCGCCGUGAAGGUAACCUGCGGUGUGACCUUUACAUUUGGUGGGCUGGAGGUUGACCAUCAGACUGCGGGCGUCAUUUCGUCGGCUACCAAUUCACCCGUGCCUGGCUUAUACUGCGCCGGCGAAAUGCUGGGAGGUCUGUUCUACGACAACUAUCCCGGAGGCAGUGGCCUAACAUCCGGGGCUGUAUUUGGGCGGAGAGCCGGUUGUGCAGCGGCAGCGCAGGCUGGCCAGAGCUCUGCAGCAAGGCUUUAA
Aspergillus puulaauensis is the source of this 1575-nucleotide messenger RNA. RefSeq lists its product as uncharacterized. The record is from RefSeq and is a predicted model, not a curated record. The transcript has a single exon. Lineage: Eukaryota; Fungi; Ascomycota; Eurotiomycetes; Eurotiales; Aspergillaceae. Bases 1 to 1575 code for a protein of 524 amino acids.